GAAAUUAUUUAGAAGCGUGUAAAUUGAUGUGUGAACAUAAUCCAGAAUUUAAACAAGUAUUUAAUGGUGAAAUAAAAUAUACAAGUCCUUUGCUUCAAAAUGAACUGAUUGGAAUAUGUGCAGAAAAUGUUCGCAGUAUGAUUGUAACAGAAGUUACAAAAGCUGGUAGUUUUUCAGUUAGGUGUGUUGAAGCUAGGUGCCAUAAACAGGAGCAGAUGUCACUUUGCAUUAGAUAUGCAAACAAAUUUGAAGUAUUUGAACGGUUUCUAGGUUUUAUUAAUGUAUCUGAAAGUCAAAAUGCUGAUUCGCUUGUGUCUGCUGUUUUAUCAUACUCAAAAGUACUAAAGAUUGAUGAUAUUCCAAUUAUUGCCCAAUCGUAUGAUGGCGCAAAUGUUAUGUCAGGCUCCAAAAAAGGAGAACAGACUUUAUUAAGAAAACAUUAUCCUGAUGCCACUUACAUUCAUUGCAUGGCUCAAAGGUUAAACCUCGUUGUUAUUAAUAACAUGUAA
This is a messenger RNA of Acyrthosiphon pisum (pea aphid), 509 nucleotides long. RefSeq lists its product as uncharacterized. The transcript is spliced from 2 exons. The record is from RefSeq and is a predicted model, not a curated record. The annotation marks the transcript as partial. NCBI's taxonomy places the organism in Eukaryota, Metazoa, Arthropoda, Insecta, Hemiptera, Aphididae.